Fundulus heteroclitus (mummichog) is the source of this 1331-nucleotide messenger RNA. RefSeq names its product phosphatidylinositol glycan anchor biosynthesis, class H (gene pigh). NCBI's taxonomy places the organism in Eukaryota, Metazoa, Chordata, Actinopteri, Cyprinodontiformes, Fundulidae. Gene Ontology annotation, cellular component: glycosylphosphatidylinositol-N-acetylglucosaminyltransferase (GPI-GnT) complex. The transcript is spliced from 4 exons. Gene Ontology annotation, biological process: GPI anchor biosynthetic process. Bases 529 to 1074 code for a protein of 181 amino acids. The record is from RefSeq and is a predicted model, not a curated record.
GUCCAGCCGGAUUUGCCACUCACAAUAUGGCGGACGCCUGACUUUCUACUUGUAUCCAAGCCAACGCGGUGUCUACUUUUAGUCUCUCUACUCUGGGUCUAUGAAUAUAUCCAAGGUUACAAUGAUAAACUAUAAAUCGAGCUAACUGGUGAAAUUAAAGCCUCCGAUAAAGCGCAUCGCUGGACGUUGAGCCAACCGCUUUAGUUGAAGCUCAUCCUGGACGCUCCGGUGUAGAAAACAAGCCAGCGAAGGUUCAGAUCGAUUUAGCCAUCCAAUAUCUCAGCACUUCUCUUUGGAAUGUUUAUUUUGUGUUUAAAACUGAGUCUUUUUUUUUCACCUUUUACGUUUCAACGGGAGCCACUUCCAUCCUCUGGGGAGCGGGUUCUUUCCCUCCUCGUGAAGAGUUUACGGCCUUUUAUUUUUUGUUAGCAUAGCCUGUUGUUAACCUUCGCACCAACCAGACGUUAGCUCGCUGCAGACCGACAACAUCUUUUCCGUCGCUCACUCUGGUGUCGGAUUUGAGCAGCAAUGGAGGACGAAGCCUUCUCCAACAUAAGCGGCAAGCCGAUCUCCCUGGCUUGUCAGAAUCACUCGAGCUUCUGCAGGGAGUUCACGGUUAGCUCCCCCAAGAUGUCCAUCGGUAAAGUGAUGGUGUACACCUGCUCCGUGUGGCUCCUGGCUUAUGCCAUGUUCUUCUUCACGCAGAACACCGCGGUGCUCUCCAGCGCUAUUCUCAUCACCCUCGCCGGCAUGAUGCUUCACAUCCACUUUGUGAAGGUGGACCACGAGACUCUCCUCGUCGUCGGCUCCCUGGGCAUCCAGGUGUCCUCCAGCUACGCGUCGGGUCGCGAGGUCACCACCUUCAUCGAGAUGAGCAGGAUCAAAGACAUCGUCAUCAAUGAAGCUGUUUACUUGCAUCAGAUCAUCUACUACCUGUGUGUGCUGUUAAAGGAGCCCUCAGAGUCCAAUGGAGUCUCAAGUGUUGUUACAUUGUUUCAGAGCUCCAAGCCGAGGCUCAACUGCUUAGUGAAGGUUUACAAGAGCUGUCAGGAGAUUCUGUCGAUGUGCCAAUGACCCACGAGUCAAGUUUAACAUUGUUUCGUGGACGUUCAGCGUGUUUUGAACACUUUUCUUUCCCCAAGACUUCUUAAGUUAUUGCAGGAUUUAUUUCCUUCAUGAAUGCAUACAUGAAAUGAGACCGGUGGAUUUUUAUUCACAAGUGGAAGUUUAAAUGUUUUACUUUGUUAUAAAAUUUUGUUUAAUGAUGUAUUAGAAAUAGUCUAAAAGCUACAACUCUAAAACUUUUAAAUGAAAAUAGCUCUCUAUAUAUA